Messenger RNA from Danio aesculapii, 1620 nucleotides. RefSeq names its product Sp5 transcription factor-like (gene sp5l). Bases 332 to 1405 code for a protein of 357 amino acids. Gene Ontology annotation, biological process: regulation of transcription by RNA polymerase II. Gene Ontology annotation, molecular function: RNA polymerase II cis-regulatory region sequence-specific DNA binding; DNA-binding transcription factor activity, RNA polymerase II-specific. The record is from RefSeq and is a predicted model, not a curated record. NCBI's taxonomy places the organism in Eukaryota, Metazoa, Chordata, Actinopteri, Cypriniformes, Danionidae. The transcript has 2 exons.
ACUUAUUGCGACAGGCCCUUCAGUCGCACUUCAAAAAGAAGAGACCUGGUUUGAAAGACACUGCUUUUGAAAACGAGACCCACAAAACCAGGAGCAAGAACGCGGAGUGGCCAACGACCCUCACAAGCGAGAAAGGACUGGAUUUGGAAGAGAGAACUGGGGGAUUAUUGAUUUUUCAGCGAAAUAUCUGAUCGCACGCACCUGGCUGUGUAACGGGGUCAACGGGAUCUUUGCGUGCCUCCUCGUUCCCGCACACUGAGACUUUGGCACGGUUACGCACCGAGCGCCGCGCUUCACGCAGGUGUGGAUAUCUUGAAACAACCGUGAACACAUGGCUGCAUUAACCUUAUCCAGAGCGGACAAUUUCCUCCACAAUUUCUUACAGGACCGCACUCCCAGCUCAUCUCCAGAAAGCGGUCCUAACACGCUCUCCUUUCUGGCCACCACAUGCAGUCAGGCUUGGCAGGAAGGCUCACAGCUCCCUUACGAGGGUCCGGUAGGCUCCGCAUCCAGCAUGUUCCAGCUCUGGAGCAACGACGUGGCCCCGAACUCCAGCUUGAGCGCUCACCAGAUGACAUUCACCGUUCCCAAAAUGCAGUUCCCCAGCCACAUGCAACCCACUCUGGGCUCGCACUCCCAUCACCACCAUCACCACCACCAUCACCACCAUGAGCUUCCCCUCACUCCUCCAGCGGAGCCUCCAUCUGCAUACUCAUUCGAGCUUUCCCCGGUUAAAAUGCAAGGGAAUGCACCAUACUACACGCAGCACAACGCCGUCAGUCAAAACUUUCCAAGCUUCCUCCAAAACCCCUCAGGAAGAGCUCACCUACCUGGUGGUCACGUUGAGGAUGGCCAGCAGUGGUGGAGUCUCCCCCAGGGUAACAGCGCUCCCUCCGGGCACCCUUUCUCCUUGGGACGGCAGCUGGUUUUGGGCCACCAGCCUCAAAUUGCAGCACUUCUGCAAGGAACCUCCAAAGGUCUGUUAAGCUCAACUCGUCGCUGUCGCCGAUGCAAAUGCCCAAACUGCCAGUCCACAGGAAACGGAGGCGCUGCUUUGGAGUUUGGGAAGAAAAGACUACACAUUUGUCACAUUCCAGAUUGCGGGAAGGUUUAUAAGAAAACCUCUCACCUCAAAGCGCACCUGCGCUGGCAUGCUGGUGAACGGCCCUUUAUUUGCAACUGGCUCUUCUGCGGGAAGAGCUUCACGCGUUCGGAUGAGCUGCAGAGGCAUCUUCGUACACACACCGGGGAGAAGCGUUUCGGCUGUCAGCAGUGUGGAAAACGGUUUAUGCGGAGCGAUCAUCUCUCCAAGCACGUGAAGACCCAUCAGAGCCGGAAGAGCCGGUCCAGUCAGCCUCCUCACAGCGGGACUGAUGCACUGCUGAGCAACAUCAAGAGAGAGUAAAAGAUGCACAAAGUACUAAAAACAAUAUGAACAAGAGCGAAGAGAGAGAACUUUUUUAUAGUCUGGAAGUUUGGCAGAGGUGAAAUGGUUCCAAUAGGAAGCAAUGGGAGCAUGGGCCUGUUUCUAUUACUGUAUGUUUUCAGAAAACACUGGAGUGAAGUGCUGCACCAAAACUGAUGUUAUAAAGACUUUAAAGAGACUUCAGGGCAAGGCAC